Messenger RNA from Hippocampus comes (tiger tail seahorse), 960 nucleotides. RefSeq names its product claudin-4-like. The transcript has a single exon. NCBI's taxonomy places the organism in Eukaryota, Metazoa, Chordata, Actinopteri, Syngnathiformes, Syngnathidae. Gene Ontology annotation, cellular component: bicellular tight junction; membrane. Bases 412 to 960 code for a protein of 182 amino acids. The record is from RefSeq and is a predicted model, not a curated record. Gene Ontology annotation, molecular function: structural molecule activity.
AAUGUGCCCCAGCACAAUGGUUGGGAAUCACUGCUUUAGAGGUUCCGCUAGCUGAAAAAAGGGGAGUCGGCAUACCAGAUAGUUUUGGGUGCUGAUAUUCACUUUCAAUCAUUCAUCGGCAGGUUUUUGACCACCUCUGUUACUUUUUAACCACUCCAUAUCUCAGAUAGCCACUUUGUAUGUGCUCUCCCCUCACCCAAAACAGGUGGGAGCGCUACUGAGGAGUUGAAUGAUUAAGCCAAGGCCGUUUUCCUGAGCCAAAGCUGCAAUUUUAUUUAUUUUUUGGCGGGGGGAGGGGGGUGGGGGGUUCCACCACAGAGUCUGACAGUUUGAAUUUUGAGACUCCACCUUCUGCCGCCUAUAUGAACGAUUGGGCCCGUUGACGGCACAACGAGAGGACAACGAGAAGACAUGCCUUCGGCCGGACUGGAGAUACUCGGAGUGGUGCUGGCCGUCCUGGGAUGGAUCCUGGGCCUGACGUCGUGCGUUCUGCCAAUGUGGAGAGUGUCGGCCUUCAUCGGUGUCAACAUUGUCACGGCGCAGACCAUCUGGGAGGGUAUCUGGAUGAAUUGCGUGGUGCAGAGCACGGGUCAGAUGCAGUGUAAGAUCCACGACUCCAUGUUGGCCCUCAGCGGCGAUCUGCAGGCCGCUCGGGCUCUCACCAUCAUCUCCAUAGUGGUGGGCCUGUUGGGGAUUCUGAUGUCCAUGAUGGGGGCCAAGUGCACCAAUUGUGUGGAGGAGGAGCGGGCCAAAGCUCGGGUGAUGAUCGGGGCCGGGGCGGCGUUCAUCUUGGCGUCUGUGACCCAGCUCAUCCCGGUGUCGUGGUCGGCCAACGCCAUCAUCAUGGAGUUCUACAAUCCCGUCAUCCCUGAGGCCCAGAAGAGGGAGAUCGGUGCAGCUCUGUACGCCGGUUGGGCCGCCGCCGCCUUCCUGCUACUGGCGUGGAUCCAUCUCAUCUGA